CAGAAAGAACAGUAAAAAUGUAGGCAGGGCACAGGACAAAAUGUAUGUGAAAUGCUUUGAUACAUGAAUGUCACUUUUUGUCAUUUUCAAAUUUCCCGCCGUUCCGUCCCCUGUAUGUCCUGACGCUUGCAGGAGACGAAACCCAGAUGACAGAUGCCGGCAUCUGCCGGAUUACAUUGCCAGGGGACACUGCAGGGGGGGCAUUGUGGGGAGCGCAGGACAAGGUAAGAGAAGAACAGAUCCCGGAGAAGCGCUGCAUGGUAAGCCCAAGUGUAGCUCGGGUUUACUGCUUGUGGUACUGAAA
Staurois parvus is the source of this 304-nucleotide messenger RNA. NCBI's taxonomy places the organism in Eukaryota, Metazoa, Chordata, Amphibia, Anura, Ranidae. The record is from the annotation of a GenBank genome assembly.